AUGGCCAGCGCUACAUUUGCUACCAAGUUUGGCACAUUGAUCAAUCAUCAUCGGUCUGUUUUGGACAAUGGCGACACUGUUUUAGCAGAAAUCGAGCGAACAGCUGUUCUCCUCGAACAGACAAUGUAUGAUGCGGAUCAAGAACCUCAUACAGAUACUCGAGUGUGUUCCAAAGACUCGGGUGUGAUUGAAAUGGACGCUGCAUUCCAAAAAACACUCGAGAUAUAA
Molecule: messenger RNA, 228 nt
Organism: Batrachochytrium dendrobatidis JAM81
Lineage: Eukaryota; Fungi; Chytridiomycota; Chytridiomycetes; Rhizophydiales
Exons: 2
Coding region: 1-228 (75 amino acids)
Source: RefSeq, a predicted model, not a curated record